CUUUUAGUUCUUCUUUCCAUACAAAGACUGUCCAGCCAUUUCUAAGAUUACUCCAAUAUCACUAUGAAAAUUUUUACUAUUCACUUUGCAUGGAAACCUUGAAAGGGUACCUUAAAAAGAGAGGAAAUCAAGUCAACAGGAAAGUGAAACCCAGAGUCAGAUUCAUCCAGAAAGCAAACUCAGAUUCUGGAGGGUUUCGUGUGAGUUGUUUGGCAACAGGAUUUUACCCUCGUCACAUGAACCUGACCCUGUUUAGAGAUGAGCAGCCUGUAGCUGAUCAUGAGAUCACUGGAGGAGAUCUGCUGCCCAAUGGUGACGGGACGUACCAGAUGAGGAAGAGUCUGGAGAUCAGUGCUGCAGACAAACACAAAUACACCUGCUCUGCCACACACCUCAGUCUUGACAACAAACUGGACGUCACUUUAGAGUAUCCAGGGGAAACAUUUGAGUCAGUGACGACUUCUGUGCUUGUGGUUUGUGUAUUGGGGUUGGUGUUAUUGACACUGGCUGCUAUUAUAUGGAUCAUUACAUGGAGGAGAAGACGGCAAUCAGUUUCUACAAGUGAUUACUCCUCUGCAUCUACAACAUCAGAUUCAUAAGGUUUAUGGGUAAAAUAAUGUGAUUGGCUUAAAAAAAUAUAUAUAACAUCCUCUGUGUGUGUGUGUGUAUGCUAUAGUAACAUCCUCAGGGAAAUUUCUGUAUGUGAACAUACACCAUGUGUAGAUAUGCAGUAAUCUACCUUUGUACUUACUGAAAUGUUAAAAUACUCAUAUCAUUUAUUAUGCAGUAUGUAAAAUUACUGUUGUUUCUAAAUGUUAAACUUUUAAUAUCAAUUUAUCUACACUCAAAAAAAUUAUCUGUAAAAGUAAUGCACAAUAUACUGUAUUAAUUUGAAGACAUUUUCCAUAGGCUAUUUAUUUUUACAUGCUUUUUGAAUUUUACUUUGCAUUGAACUAUAUAAUAUCCACAAAAUUAAUGUAUAACGUCCUGGCAGAAAAUUAACAGUAGCCUAUUUUAUUUAUUUAUUUAUUUUUUUAAAUAUAUUUUCUCAUUUGAUUUUACUUUAUAUUUUGUGCCUCAUCUUUUGUGCUGACUAUUGUGGAUAUGUGAAGAUCUUUCAUCCAGAUUAUUUUUAACUUUCUAGCAGUAAUUUUGAAAAGGUUUAAUCUUGCAGGUGAAAUAGUACAUUGAAGAUUAUAAUGCACAAAACAGUUCCACAAUACAAUUGUUUAGCAAAACACACAAUAAAUGAUUACUAAACGUGUAAAUUGUCUUUUUCAAUAGGAAAAAUUGUCAGAA
This is a messenger RNA of Labeo rohita (rohu), 1299 nucleotides long. RefSeq names its product IgG receptor FcRn large subunit p51-like. Gene Ontology annotation, biological process: immune response. The transcript is spliced from 5 exons. The record is from RefSeq and is a predicted model, not a curated record. Gene Ontology annotation, cellular component: external side of plasma membrane. Lineage: Eukaryota; Metazoa; Chordata; Actinopteri; Cypriniformes; Cyprinidae. The coding region runs from base 90 to 599 and encodes 169 amino acids.